Messenger RNA from Puccinia graminis f. sp. tritici CRL 75-36-700-3, 222 nucleotides. RefSeq lists its product as uncharacterized. Bases 1 to 222 code for a protein of 73 amino acids. The record is from RefSeq and is a predicted model, not a curated record. Lineage: Eukaryota; Fungi; Basidiomycota; Pucciniomycetes; Pucciniales; Pucciniaceae. The transcript is spliced from 2 exons.
AUGACCAUUCAGACACAAGGGUUGAUCCAAUUUCAGGCAAGUGACAAAGAGAGCAUCCUCAACAGCAAUGGCGGCGAGGGCUGGCGACGGGCUCGAUAUGUACCUCUUGAAACUACAAACGCCCACACAGGCCCACGUAAAUGUUUGUCCAGUCGAGUGGCGCUCUACAAACAAUGUGAAGAUAGGCAAGAGCACAAAGAGCCAGCUUGGUGCGAGGAAUAA